Uloborus diversus is the source of this 3344-nucleotide messenger RNA. RefSeq names its product transcription factor Sp9-like. NCBI's taxonomy places the organism in Eukaryota, Metazoa, Arthropoda, Arachnida, Araneae, Uloboridae. The record is from RefSeq and is a predicted model, not a curated record. Gene Ontology annotation, biological process: regulation of transcription by RNA polymerase II. Gene Ontology annotation, molecular function: RNA polymerase II cis-regulatory region sequence-specific DNA binding; DNA-binding transcription factor activity, RNA polymerase II-specific.
AUGUACGAUUUUCCAGAUAUACCGUUUCGGUUAUCGACUGCAGUGAAACACGAAAUCGAAACUGCUUCCGACUACUCGGAACAUCCUCGACUCGCAGGCACGCCCCUUGCCAUGCUCGCCGCACAAUGUAACAAGCUCGCCAGCAAGAGCCCUCCUCCGCUCGCAGACGCCGCCGUUGGCAAGGGCUUCCACCCCUGGAAGAAAGGGGCCAAACCCACCUCCAGUCCCGGAGCGCACCCCCUCGCUUCGCAGCGAGUAACCACCCUGGCCAACAGCACCGCCCCAGCGCACCUCAACUACCAGCGGCCCAUAGUCACGUCAGCCUGCAGUUCGGCCUCCUACGGCGGAGAGAACCUUUUCUAUCCAGGGGCGGCGGUGACGAGUUCCCAAGGCGACGGAUCGCAGGCUCCCCUCCUCGGAAAGGUUCACGGCGAUUCGUCUCAUCUUGGCUCCAUGUACUCGCGAGUCGCCAAUCACCCCUACGAGAGCUGGGCCUUCAACAUGAACGUCGCCGGGGCGCCCCACGGUGCCAUCAAGUCCGAGGUGUCUUCAGUCAACUCGCUGAACUCCACGUCCUGGUGGGACAUGCACGGGGCCAGCGCAGGCUCCUGGCUGGACAUGUCCGGUGCCGCCUCCGGCCUGCACUCUUCCGGAUUGCCCGCCAACUAUCCGACCUCGGACUACGGCCUGGGUCCGAGCCUGGCCGCCUCCAACGCGGCACACAUGUUGUCCUCCGGACAGCACUUGCUGCAGGACACUUACAAGUCGAUGCUUCCGUCGGCGCAGGGGCCCUCGGUGGGCGGGCCCUUCGCCCUGAGCCAGCCCGGGCUGUCCCAGAUGCCCUCGCCCCGCUCCCAGCGUCGCUACAGCGGCAGGGCCACCUGCGACUGCCCCAACUGCCAGGAGGCAGAGCGUCUGGGGCCCGCCGGGGCCCACAUGCGCAAGAAGAACAUACACAGCUGCCACAUUCCGGGCUGCGGCAAAGUCUACGGCAAAACGUCCCACCUGAAGGCCCACCUCAGGUGGCACACGGGCGAGAGACCAUUCGUGUGCAACUGGCUGUUUUGCGGCAAACGUUUCACGCGGUCCGACGAACUGCAGCGUCACCUGAGGACCCACACGGGGGAAAAGCGGUUCGCGUGUCCUAUCUGCAACAAGCGGUUCAUGCGCUCCGAUCACCUCAGCAAGCACGUCAAGACGCACAACGGCAACCCAGACAAGAAAGGCUCCAGCAGUGGGAGCUGUAGUGACUCCGAAAACAGUCAGUCAGAACCGCCAAGCGUCAACUCUCCUGUUUCGGUAGGUAGUACCCCUCCCCUAGGCCCUCCAAAUGGAGCCAUGGGUCCCGAAGUGACUGCCAAGUGAAACGUGUUACAAUAUAUGUGUAUAAAAUUUUGAAUGGAAGAAAGAGAACGCGUAUGUGCACACUGGAUCCCUUUAACAACCACUUAGAGCUUUUCCUUCCUCCCUCAGUUUUUCUUUUUUAAACCCCGAACAUUUUCUGCAAUGUAUAGAUUCAAUCCUCUCUACUGAAGUGGCCAAAAGUACCAUGAUGUCACCUCGCUGUACAUUGCAUGGUCGUCUCCGAAAGAUCAAGGGCAGUCAUUGCUGUCUUGCUUCCUCAAAAGAUUGAAGUUGCUCAUUAGAACAAAGGUUUUAGACACGAGACCAUGUCUAAAAAUGUAAAUGAAGUAGAGAAUGAUGAAGUGAAGUAUGAGAUCUGUCCAUGGUGCAGAGCAGAUCAUUCUUCGACCACCAAGGCGAUGUUUCGCUAAUUCACCUUCAUUUCACUGAAUUAUGGUAUGCAGAAGUAUGACAAGCUGAAGCAAAGAUGACCAGUGAGUUAUCAGGAUUCAGUUUUGUAGCCGUGCUAUAGUUCCUUCAAUAUUUGUCAGGCAUUAACACUUUUCAUUGGGACAGCGACCCUGUUUGGAGACGAUCAUGGUACGUUGUAUAUUGUGUACGUAUGUGUAUGCGUGUUUAUGUGUGUACGUAUGUUGCUUGAACAUCACUCCCUGCUUCCAAAAGCAGGGUUUCUCAAUGUAUACAUGCAUGCAAUUUUGCUUUUAAAGUGAACUUCAUUUUGUCAUCGGACUGGACGAUGAACUUUGUUACUGCGCCUGAUGGGCCGGUUUAACAGCCUUGUAUUCCUGCGCGCACAAGGUUUCUCUUCUGUACAGCAUUGAUGGACGAUAUUCAAUGAGUAUAAAAUAAAUGUUUGCUGCUGUUACAAUUUGUAUUGUGAAAUUCCAAGUGAUAAUUCGAAGCAUUAUCAUUUAGUAUUUAAAAAAAACCUGGACUCCUUGUGUACAAUUGUGUCCCACCAAACUAAUUACCGUUUUGCUGAAAUUUGAGAAAUACAUUUCAAAACAGCCUUGAAUUUUUGUCACAUAAUUUAUCCUAUGAUUAAUUAAAAUUAUUUGGUUUCAAUUAAUCGGUUUUAUUGCUUUUUCUAACAACUAUGUCAUCAAUUUCACAGUUCUGUCAAAAAGUUUGACACUAGAUUUCAAAAAAAGAAAAAAAUCUUAGCUAUAUUUUUAAUGUCAUUGUAUUACAUAAUAUCGAGAAGAAGUUUAAAAGAGUUUAUUAAAUGUUCAUUACGUUUUGAACUGUGGUUGCCCAAUUACAGCGAUCCUUCAAAAUUUGUAUUGGUACAGAGUAGAGUUUUAAAAUGCAAAAUUCAAAUUUCAAUAUUUAAACGUUUAAGAUUUUUUAAAAUUUACAUUAAGUGUUUUUCAUCUGUAGUCAACAUUUUAAACUAUUCAGUGGGUGUACUUAAUUCGCAUCCAAAAAUUUAGGGUAAAAAUGCUCUUAAUUUAACCUUAAUAUAGAGCUUAUCAUUAAAUUGAAGUUAUUUAAUAAAUGCAGGCGAUGUAAACCGAUAGAUUAAUCUCGCAUCCCCCCUUUUUUUAAUCAUUAUUCCGGCCCUAACAAGCCAAUAUGACUAAUUGUUUUACCAGCAAUACAACUUUUCAUUCAUAUUAAAAAAAAAAAAACGCUUAAUCAUCACCCACGAUUAUUAUAUGCAGAAAUUAUAUGAAAUUAUCGUUCUUGGCUUCAUUCAAUAUGCUUUCAAUGAGAAAAAAAGUUUCUAUAAGCUAUUCUCUAAUUUCUACUAAGUUUUAAACGAAAAGCGAAAAAGUUGGAAAAAUGCCCAUGAGAGUUAUUUGUACAAUAAAUUGUAAAAUUCAAAAAAUAUUUUUAAAAAUCUUUCUUUUCUCUUUUGUAGAAAUAAAUUAGAACCCAAAUAUUGUUUCAGUGUUGAGGCGUCUGAAUUGAGUGAGUCAUGUAUUUGCAAUUAUUGAAGGAAAAAAACUCAUGUACUGUUAUGAUGUGAAUAAAUU